Cyphellophora europaea CBS 101466 is the source of this 2523-nucleotide messenger RNA. RefSeq names its product dethiobiotin synthase. Gene Ontology annotation, biological process: biotin biosynthetic process. The transcript has 2 exons. Gene Ontology annotation, molecular function: pyridoxal phosphate binding; dethiobiotin synthase activity; S-adenosyl-L-methionine:8-amino-7-oxononanoate transaminase activity. Gene Ontology annotation, cellular component: mitochondrion. The record is from RefSeq and is a predicted model, not a curated record. The coding region runs from base 1 to 2523 and encodes 840 amino acids. Lineage: Eukaryota; Fungi; Ascomycota; Eurotiomycetes; Chaetothyriales; Cyphellophoraceae.
AUGCUGUGGCGCGAUCUCAAGGCGUGGCAGGUCUACGGGGCCAACACCGACGUGGGCAAGACCAUUGUCUCGACUGUUCUCUGCAAAGCCUUGCAGCGCCGAGCUCCCUCCAAUGGCGUCCUCUACCUGAAGCCGGUGUCGACCGGACCUUUAAACGAAGCUGAUGAUCGUCACAUCUCUCGCUUCGCCCCUGGCGUUGUCUCCAAAUGUUUGUCCCAAUUUUCUGAGCCUGUCAGCCCGCACCUCGCCGCCAAAAUUGAUUCGGUUGACAAAGCUCUCACAGACGACAGCACCAUUGUGUCCAAGAUCAAGCGUCAGCUCAACAAGCAGCUAGAACAAGGGACACGUUAUGCAUUGCUCGAGACGGCUGGCGGAAUCCUAUCGCCUGGACCGUCAGGCAGCCUGCAAGCAGACCUAUAUCGUCCAUUGAGGUUGCCAACGCUUCUCAUCGGCGACCACAAGCUGGGUGGCAUCGCUACAACAAUCUCAGCCUUCGAGUCUUUGCACCUUCGAGGCUACGAUGUUGACUCGCUCCUCCUCUUCGACGAUCCUCAAUGGGGCAACUUUGCCUAUCUCCAGGACCAUUUCGCCAAGCAUGAUGUUCAGGCCGUUGCGCUCCCACUACCACCACCGCGUCGGAAAACCCCAAAAGACGACGAGCAGGCCAUGGCCGAAUACUAUGAGCAGUGUUCCACAUCACCAGGUAUUAAUACCUUAUUGGAGAGCUUAAACCAGAAGCACUUCUCCCGGGUCUCCAAACUGACAUCGCUUCCCUCCCAUGCCGAUUCCAUCAUUUGGCAUCCGUUUCGUCAGCACGGUCUCCCUCAGAACAUUAUUGCCAUUGACUCAGCUUACGGAGACACUUUCGAAGUCUACAACCAAGAAGCCGACCCUGCCGUUGCCGCCAGUCAAGUGGGCACUACUGGCCUGAAUACAGGCAGCUCGGGCACUCAGGCCAAACCACUCACCACACCUCUCUUUGAUGCAUCAGCGUCAUGGUGGACUCAAGGAUUUGGUCAUGGCAAUCCUGAGCUGUCUCUCACUGCAGCCCACGCUGCUGGCCGAUACGGCCAUGUUAUGUUUGGCAGUGCCGUGCAUGAGCCUGCCCUCGAUCUUUGCUACAAUCUGCUGGAGACGCUUCGCAGCCCGCGCCUCACCCGUGUCUUCUUCACCGACAACGGUAGCACGGGCAUGGAAGUCGCCGUCAAGAUGGCUUUGCGUGCGACCUCCCUACGCUACGGCUGGACCAAGAACGACGGUGGCCGCCCUGUCGAGAUCUUGGGUCUGAAGGGUUCCUAUCACGGCGACACCAUUGGUGUGAUGAAUGCUUCCGAGCCUUCAGUGUUCAACGAGGCUGUUGACUGGUACCAACCUUGGGGCACCUGGUUUGAUCCACCCUCAGUGCUCCUUUCCAAGGGCAAAUGGCACGUCAGUGUGCCUUCAUCGUUCCUCGAGCCAGGCUCCACCAAGACCUGGUAUUUCCAGCACAUGGCGUCCCUAUUCGACUUCAGCUCACGCGAAACUCAUGCCAAGUUCUACCGCGACUUCAUCACUAAAGCUCUCCGUUCCCUCUGCCACGACCAAGGCCGCCGCUUCGGUGCACUAGUCAUGGAGCCCAUCAUCAUGGGUGCAGGCGGCAUGAUCUUCGUUGAUCCGCUAUUCCAGCAUACACUGAUCACCACAAUCCGCGAGAACCCCAGCCUCAUCAAUCCCAAGUACCAGCCGAGCUCGAAUCCCGACCCAGCAGACUGGUCCGGACUGCCGCUCAUCGCCGAUGAGGUUUUUACCGGCCUCUAUCGUCUAGGCAGGUCAUCCUCGUCCUCCUUCCUGAGCCCCGAUCCGCUCUCACCCACACCCAUGUCAGUCAGCACAGCACCCGACGUCUCCGUGCACGCCAAGCUCCUGACCGGCGGCAUUCUUCCACUCGCCCUGACCACCGCCAGCAACAGCAUCUUCAACGCUUUCCUUUCGGACUCCAAAACCGACGCACUCCUCCAUGGCCACAGCUACACCGCGCACCCCAUCGGCUGCAGCGUCGCAAACCACGCACUCAAGGAGAUGGAACGGCUCGACACCAGCGGGAACUCCGACUGGCAGGCUUACAGAUCCCCAUGGGCAGCCGCACCAUCGAUUCCGGAUCUCAGCAGCAGCAGCAGCACUGCCAACCCCUCACCAUCUUCUUCCACAGUCAACACGCCCUACUCCUUCUUCUCACCCCACCUCCUCACCCAACUCUCCCACCACCCCCUCCUCUCAGGCCUCUGGUCCCUCGGCACCGUGCUAGCCCUGACACUAAAAUCUACCGAAGGCACCUCCGGCGGCUACGCCUCCAACGCGACCGCCAGUCUGCAGAGCCGGCUACUGACGACGCUGGACGAGAAGACCGGCGAGGGCAUCCACGCGAGGGUGCUGGGAGAUGUCAUCUACUUCAUGUGCAGCUUGACGACCAAGCCGGACGCGGCGGAGAGGCUGGGGAGCGUGUUGCUGAGGGCGUUGGAUGGGGAGCUGGAGGAUCAGGAGUAA